UAAAGACUCCUUUGUUUGUACUUGCUCAUGAUUAAAAUAUAUUAUGUCAGCCAUGACUGGAAGACAGCUGAUUGUGGGAACAAGAUGGUGAUGGUUGGACUAGAGGUGGGAAAUGUCUUUGUACAGUUAUCAGCAUUUUCUUCGUCACCGAUAAUUAUUAAAACGUUUGGGUAUGGAUACAACCCAACCUGCCUUGCAAACCAAAGACACGUGUCAAAUAAUUAGAAACGUACAUGUGUCGCUGGACAAUGACUUAAAUAAAGAUCAAUCAAGGACUACCUUAAGCGUAAGUGACAAUUGUGUCAAUGGCAUCGGGAAUGGAUGUAGCGUUAGGCCUAAAUGUAGGCCUAACGUCAGCUUACAUUGUACAGAUGAAAUUAACAACAGUGUUGGCCUCCAAAGUAAUAUUCUAGAAAUAUGCAGUGAUCAGGAAAGUCAUCAUGAUACACAGCAUACUGAAGUUGAAAGUGAAAUUUCUAACAAAAAUUGUAUAAAUUCUGAUGUUACUGCUGGUAACACGAUUGUUACAACUUGUGAACGAGUGUCAGACUCAAGGGCAUUACCACUGGAGCCUGAGGAUGGAGAAAAGCAAUCUGUUUAUUAUAAGACUUCUUCAAAGUCGGAAAGAAUUAAGACUUGUAUACAGAAUUCUGUGAGUGAGGAUGCGAAGAAAAAAAUAGAACAAAUUUUGAAUGAUGUCAGUAAGCUUUCAGAUGUGGAGAAAUUGUUGCUGUAUCUUCAGUUGCCAGCUGGUGUUCCAUCAGAUGUUGAUCCAUUAAAACAAAAAAACCCUGGAAAUCCACUAGGCAAGAAAGCAGAAGUUGAAGUUGCACAGACUUUUACUUGGAUUAAAACUCACCUAGAGGAGGAUCCAGAUGUUUCUUUACCAAAGCAAGAAGUAUAUGAAGAGUACAGAGUAUUUUGUGAAGCUAAUAAGAUUGAAGCAUUAUGUGCAGCAGACUUUGGAAAAGUGAUGAAGCAUGUUUUACCAUCUGUUAAACCUCGUCGACUUGGAACUCGAGGAAAUUCAAGAUACUGUUACUCUGGAUUAAGAAAAAAGCUACUUGUGGAUACUCCUAUGUUACCUGAGCUGGAUAUCAGUGGGGAAGUUGACACUGUCAAGAUACCUAAAGACAGUAGUGAAGAUGACCACUGUAGUACUGCAGCUUGUCACCUACUUUUUGAAUGGGCAGAAAAGCUGUUGAACAAGAAAUUUAGCUCUGUUAGAGAACUGGCUUACUUCCUAGUGGAAAACAUGUAUGUAGAUAAUCGAUCAGUAGCAGCAUUCACUGUUCUGUCUUCAGGAUGUGGAAGUAAUUCUGAAAAAGGUCAGACUGGUUUACUGAAACAUAUAUCUGGAAGUCGUCGAAAAGAAACUCAAAUGCAUCUCCAGAGAAAACUUCAGGAAAAAGAGCUCAUCAAAGAACAAAAACGAAAACUUCAAGAACAGAGAGCUCUUAUGUUUAAAGCACACUCCUCUAAGUCUUCGUUAGGCAAGAAAUCUUCAGGAAUUAGUUCAAAGUGGAAAUCUGGAUCACCAUCAAGCUCUUUAGAAAAGCAUUACAAGCUCAGCUCAUUUGGGGAUAUGGAGACUGACACCAUAAAAACAGAACAGUUAAUAACAUUAAAUUCUGAAUAUGGUGAUUUAGAUGAUGAAUUAAAGCGAGAAAGACACAAAUCAGAACCCUGCACUAAAUCAACUAAUGCCAGCAGUGUAAAAGAGGAAAGAGCUUUAUCUGUUAUAGGAAUUCCUGAAAAUUCUGAUGAGGAAAAAUCCAAAAGUGCAUCGGGAAAUACCAAUAAAGAUUGCUUUGAAACUGUACAAAGUCUAGACGAAGCAUCCAAAAGACUAAACAAAUUACCAAUUCCUAGGAAUAAUAGUAGUGUUUGUAUAACUCAAGCGAUGCCCAGUAUCAUUAUUGUGCCUUCUACAUUUUCACACCAAGUUCAAGUUCAGUCACAAUGUGGUCAGUCUUGUCAAAAGUCAAAUGUUUGGAAAUAUAAAAAAAUCCAACCUAAACCAAUGUCUGGCAGAACAAGGCUAGGUUCAUCAAAGUUCAAAAGAAAUUUGUCAGUACUUCGAUGCAAUAUACAGAAUAAAGAUGAGAGUCAUCAAAAACAAGAUGUGGAAUUGGCAUCUAACUUACACCUAAGUGCUUCAUCUAGCGAAAAAUGUGACACCUUAUGCAAACCAAGUACUUACAGUGUUGGAGGUUUAUGUGAUGACAAUCAGAAAGCAGAUGAAUUGGUGACAAAUAAAGUUGUAUCUUUUACCAAUGAUGCUUCUAUUGCGACACCGAAAACAAAUGACGUAAGUAAGGUAAAAAAUAAUAAAAUGGAAAAUGAUCCAAUGUCUUGUUCUCAAAUACUUCCAUUUACUUGCAUCUCUAGUACUAGCAUGAUACAGGCAAAGAUGAAUCAAUCAAGUAUUAGUGGACUUGAGGACCAUACAAGUUUUGAUGAAAAUGCAGAGUUAAAAUUUCACUUAGACUCAGUAAAGGCAACCAACAAUAUAGAUUUGGAAUUAUUUAGUGAAUUAAGCCAACAGACAGUCAAACGACAUUUUGAGGAAAAUGAACCUCUUAUUAUUACAUCCAAAAAACCUCACUUAGAAUCACAAAAGAAUGAAACAGAAAAGUCAGAAGAUGAAAGCUGUUUACCUUGGUCAAAAUUGGAGUCACAGAAUUGUACAGAAAAAACUUUUGAUAAUAAAAACACAGAAUUGGUGGAACUUGGAAAUAUUUAUACUCCUAAGAAUAGGGGUAUCAUAAAACAGACAGACAAUGAGGAAGUGAGUAUUCAUGAAUUGGAGAGUGAUGCGCUAAUGGAAUAUCUACAGGAAAAGGCUUCUUAUUUCUCAAACCCAGCUAAAUCUGCUUUAGUUCCUUGUACCAGUCAGAGUUUGGCAGCCCAUUCUUCAACAUUCAAUUUGCUAUCAAAAGAAUGUAGUAGUAACCAGAACAACCAGCUUUCACAGUUGAGGAUGCUCUUGGAAAAAAAUUUGCCACACACUGUUACACGAGGAGUCGGAAAUACAAGACAGUCAUUUAGAUCAGCAAAGGUCAUAGAUAAUCCAAAUAAUGCAAAUGGUGAAGAUAGUAUUAUGAAGAAAGAUAGUUACUGUGGUAACUUUAGCGAGCUGCGCCAAGCACUAUUAAGACCUGCCAUUUCAAAUCCAACCAUUCAUUGGAAACAGUCAUAUAAGGGCAGGAAGACAGCAAACAAAGGAAAUGGUGUGCUCUUAGGAAAUCAAAUGAAACAUCUUGAAAAACUUUCUGAUACAAAUGUAAUAUCACAUCAAACCUCUGUAGAGGAACAAGAAAUAGUUCCAUGCUUUCCAGGAUUACUAAAUAAUAAACUACUUUCACAGUCAAAAACACAAAAUUCACACCCAUUAACAAAUUCUCAAGAACAACAUCUUGAUCAAACUGUAAUUAAUUCAAAUUUAGAUGAUAUCCAGAAUGAGGUAGAUUUAUCCAUAAAUGAUAUUAAACUUGAGAAUCAAUUUUCAGGAGAUUUGGCUUCUUUUGCUCAUAUGCAUUCAGUACCUCCAAGUCCAAACACUCGACGAAGAGCUUUUAAUUUCCUUCCGAUAUCACCUCACCAAACCCCGUACUCUGAUAUAGCAGGUACUCCAAUCUCUGCAUCUCCAGUUCCUUCACAAGGAAGAGGAGGAGGAGGGUCAGGUAUUUUAACAGGAUCUAGUAUUGGAGCCAGUGGGACUUCUCAGCCACCCAGUGCUGCAAGUAGUCCAUUUGUUUCUCCUAACUCAACACCAAUACCGUGGACCACACGUUCACGACACAAUUCUGGGCAAACUUCAUAUGGAACAGCCAGGCAUACUCCCUUUCAAAAUAUGGAUUCUGGUGUUUCUUCUGUUACAAAUUCUCCUUUUGUAUCACCUCAUGCAACCCCUGCACCUGUUAGUAGACUUAGACACAAUUCUAGCCAAAGUCAAGGAAAGACUGUCACAUUUAGUGCAGGACCUAUUGUUAUGCAUACCCAGACUAGCCACCUUGGUCAUAUAAUGCGAUCAAGACACAGCUCAGGCCCAGGUGGCCCACCAUCUUUGCAACCUGCCAUCUCACAGUUAGCAGCUCCAAGAAGUGCUCCAAUGUCCCCAAUGAUAGGAGAGAAUUCUUCUCAAGACCCUUUUAACUUUUGCUCUUUAGGAGGAACACCAACAAUUCGUUCGCGCCACAAUUCAUCUUCCAGUUUAAAUCCAUUAUCUCCAGUUACAGGUCCUCUCUCUCCUAAUGAACAUGUUAAAACAGAAUUCUUAAGUUUUUCUAGUAUGGAUCUUGCCAGUGAGACUCAAAAUGCUGAUCAGCCCAUGGCAAUCACUGUUGCAAAUGAAGAUAGUGGGAAUUUAGGUCUCAUUCAAGAUAAUGUUCCUGCAACCCUUCAGUCUCAAGAGGUAUUCUCUUGGAAUCCUGAAAAACAGCAACUUUCAGCUCUUGAUGAAUCUGAUUCUCUGAUACCAUCACAAACUGGGUGGCCAUCUGUCUUCAGUGGUAAGAAUAAUCAGUUAUGGUCCGGAAACAGGCAGAGGCAUGUUUCUGGAUCAGUUCUAAACCACCAUUCUGCUAAUGGAACUGUAAGCAUGUGUGAUUCUCUUUCACAAGAAGUCCAAAAUUUUCUAAAAAAUUCACCCCAGAUUAGCAUUGGAAAUCGCAGUCACUCGGUUCCACCUCACCAAAUGGUUCAGAACUUGCUUGAUCAAUAUGGAAAUUCGGAACUGUCCGAGGAAAAUUUUUCCAAGUCUUACCCUGUUACACCAGUGGUUAAUCAGUCUUUUAGUUUCCCAUCAUCUUCUUUACCACAUAGCAUGAGUAAUCUUCAUUGUCAUGAAGAUGAACUUACAACAUAUAGAAAUAUUGUGUUAUCUGAUAGUUUAUCCCAGCAGGACCCUCUACAAACCUCAGUCAGCCAAGAUUCCAAGUGGAAUAGUUUUGGUAAUGGCUGUGAUAAUAUGGAAGAAGAUUCAACAAGAAAAAGUGUAAACGAUUUGUUAGAUGACCGACCAUUAGAAGAUGACCUUCAGGCCACACUAGAAGAUCUAAGGGCUUGUGACGAUUUUUCCCAGUUUGCAGAAGAAUUGGAAGAAGACUUUAAAGACAGCAUGGGGGUAGUGAUUUAAAAUAAUUUUAUUGAAAAUGUGUAAUCUACUAACUAAUGAAAUAUAAACAUUUUUUACACACCUUAGAAUAGUAUGUUUUAUGAUAGUAUGUAUUUCUGCAUUACACUAGAAAUGUUAUUAAUCCUCUGUGGUGGUUUGUUUCCGUGUUUUGUAAAAAUAGAGUAUUGAAUUUAUGGACCACUCACUUUCAGUAAUAAGUGAAUUAAAAAAAGGAAUUCUCAGUGUUUGUGAACUACAAGGUGAUAAAGAUGUUGCAAAUAUCAUUCACAUACUUUCAAGAACGAAAUAUUGCAAUCAGGUAGUGAGUAGUAUGUGGUGAUUCAAAAUUAGUGAAAUUGUCAUCAGAAGAAGUGUAACUGUGUUUUCAAGAAAAGGUGAGGAGCAUGUGUAAGUUUAAGUGAUGUUUAUUAGUUUUCAAUUUUAUAAAUGAAUUGAAGACUGGUGAAUUUUAGUAUCAGAUAUAAUGCCAUGUUGCAUUUCUUUGUAAUAAAAUUCUGAGGAUAUUAACUAAUAACAUUUUAAAUAUUGAAGGAGUUGCUUGAUUUUUUUUUUAUACUUUCCAUACAUUAUCACAAUACUAUUAAAUUUGUACACGUUAACUCUUAUUUUUCUACAGCCAGAUUGAAACAUAAAUGGAACUUCUUUGAGGCAGCAUUUUAGUUAUAGUUUAUAGAAUUCAUGCUUUUCUUUAUAUUGUAUAACUGACAAAAAAUUCAGUAUCUGUUACAAGUGAAAUUGUAAUUCGUACUAGUAUAGAGAAUUAUGUGAAUUUUUCACUAGAGUAAAAAAUCAUUUUAGUAGGAGUUUCUCUUUUUGGUUAUGGAUAAAAAAUUAAAUUGUUCAAAAAAAAUAUUUUAAAAGUGUUAUCUCAGAGUAGUUAUAGGCAUUCUAAAUUAAUAGUGUUGUAGUAUAAUUAGCAAUAAGUUAUUGAUCAUUGUUGUAAUGUAUCUAUUUCAGAAUAGGAGGGUCUUCAAAAUAUUGUCAUUUAAUUCAUGUAAUUCUGCCUGAAAUUUAAAGAAUGCAAUCCAAGACUGAAAAGAAAGGACUUUUGGCACCAGAUUACAUUUGCUAUUAUACUCAGCUUUAUCAGGAGUAUUUACUAUACAGGUACAUUAACAACUUGAGUAUGAUAUCUGAUAUUUCUAUAAUAAAUACUUACACGUUGUUAUAACAAUGCACAUAAUAUGACAAUAGAAGGUACACAUUCAUAGUGAAAAUGCAGAAAUUAAAGCAGAUAUAUUAACAUUGUAGUGUCAUACUGUACAUAUAUACACAAUUAAGAAAAACAAAUAGAUAGUGGCUGAUCUGUGCUAUAAAUCUUUAAGCAUAUGUUUUAGUCUUGUAAACUGACCUUGUAUUAUUAUAACUAAAAUAGAAUAUAUUCAAAUUUACAUUUAUACAAACAAACAUUCUAUGAAAUAAGUGAACAAAAAUCAGAAGUUUUCUGUAGUAAUUUUUCAAAAUUUUAAUAUCUGAAAUCUCAUAAAUGUAAAAGUUUUAAUGUAUCCCAAACAUAAGUAUGUUUACAUAGGAAUUUUAGGAAAGAAAACAAUGUGUUAUUUUUAUAUAUUUUAAUACUCUAAGAAAUCUGUUACACCUUGAAGCAGAUUCAUCCUGUGUUCUAUUUGGCUGUAGAAAAAACCUCGAAUAUAGGGUUACUUUUUUAGCAUGUUCACAAAUUUCUGAGAUAUUCUGGCAGACCAUUUCACCAAUUUGAUUAUUCAUUGUAACAGAUUUGAUAUACAUGGUUUUUGUAGAAAUUGAAACAAAAUUUGAAUAUUCUUAGUAUAAGAAAUUCAUUUAUAUGCAGUUCAGUGGACACUUUCAGAGUGGAUUAUAUAUAAUGUUCAUACUAAAGUAACAACAAAGAAAUGACAGCAUUGUACUACUGAUAGCAUAUUUGUGCAUGCUUAUUUGAUCUUUACUAUAAGUUGUUUCAUUCCUUCAGAAAUGAAGUUCUCCUUUGAAACUUCCAAAUUAUACUGUGUGUACUGUAUGUUUUAAAGGGAUGAAAUGACAGAGGUAUGGCUCAAAUGUUAUAUAUUUUGUUUUAUUAUCAUAAAUGGUUUCAAAAAACAAAUGUGUUGACAUGAUAUAUAGAUUGUGAAUAACAGGAUCUUAACAUAAUUAUUUUGAGUAGUUGGCUAGUAUACUUAUGUAAUUACAUUUACCUUCUUUUUUUUUUGUAUUCUUUGUGUAUAAUGUAAACGUUUGUUGCUUUUAUUGUUUAAGUCUCAUUUCAGAGAAGAUGCCAGAAGGUUUUUCAUGUUGAAAUAACAUAGUAUGGCCAUUAAAUAAAAAUUAAAUAAUUUCUUAGGACUUUAGCUUUAAAGAUUUUGUUGCUGCUAGAAAUUUAAUCUGUGGAUUGACAACUGGCUACAGUAAAUUGUUAAAAGUGCUCUGCAACAAUAGGGUGUUCAAAGUUCUGUGGUUAAAUGUGACUGAUAUUUUGUUUCAUUUAUAGAAUUAUUUAAGGUAUACCUACAUUUUAAUUUUUUUGUCUUUACUAUUGCAGCUAGGGCCUUUAAGCAUAACAUUCCAAGGUCUUAACUUUUAAAUGAUGGUAACUUCAUAAAUUACUCAGUUUUUCUUAUAGGAUAUUGUAUGAAAUGUGAUAAUGUUUUUGAUAGUUUAACAUAAAAAGAUUAAUUUUUAUUUAGUUUAAAGUUAGAUACAACAGUUAUUGUCAUAGAUAACAUCUCUUAAACUAAAGUGAUUUGCAUGAGAAUGAGUUUGAAAAUAUGUAGUGAUAUGCUUUUACUAAAUUUUUAAAUUUUAGUUAGUAGAAAAAAUCAGGAAAAAGAGACUGUUCUUUGAAUUAUAUUUUCUGGUGAAAGGUAUGAUAUGCAACUGAAAUUUUUAAACUAUUUGUAAAUCAGUUUUCAGGUUUAGUGUAUUUAUCACAACUACACUGUAGUUAUAGAAUACAAAGAGGGACUUGUAGCAUUUAUUUCAAAGUAAUAGCCCUUCCUUUUUUGUGCAUAAUGCUGUAUAUGUACCACCAUUAAGAAAUGAAAAAGACUGAUCAAACAUUACCACUUCUCUUCAGCUUGAGAGAAUAAUUAAAUUUCUCUUGAUGCUUUAGUUGUAUUAAGGUUUUUUUUGUUUUGCUUGAGAAGGUAAUUUUUUUCUCCAUAAAGGUGAGCCAGCACCUGAGGCUCUUUUUUGUUUUAACAGUAUUAUAUAUUUGACUUUUCCAACCUACCUAAUCCAGCAGAAUCUUGCAAUAAUAUUAAAUUUGAGGAUAUUUUAUUGCAACCAACAUAAAUAUUUCUCCAACUUUUUUUACACAUAUAGCAUUGGAACGUUUAUCAAUAUGUAUGUGCUAGUGUCUGUUAGUACGUCUUGCCGUGUCCAAUACUACGAACUGGUACCUGUCUACUCAGACAUUUGUCAUGAGGUUUUUCUCAAAAACUGUAUCUGCCAUUAAGUAUCUCGUAGUCGUUUAUGGUACUAGGACUUUUUUACUUUGUCUUUUCUAAACUAAAGUAUUUUGGUUGUUUGAUUUUUGUUCAUAGAUAAGUAGAUUUUUAAACCGAGAUGGAAUUUCCUAAUAAUUACAUUUGAGAUACUUGAAAGCUCAUCAUUAUCUUUAUAUUGAAAACUUCUGAUUUGGAGCAUCUCUCGUGGUGCUGAAAUCAACAGCUCUCAAUGUGAAUUCAGUUAGUAAUUUUUUAAGGGUUGUGUGAACUCUGCCGUCUGUCACCAUGACACUUGCAUUUUUUCUUUGCAUUGUAAUCUUACCCCUUAUCAACAGUGUGACUGAACCAAGAAUAAUUGCAACUACUAUUCAGGCUAUUAUAGCCUGCUUACAAACCUUUGCUGAAGCAUAAUUAAAAACAUACAGUAGAGAGUAAAUAGUAUCUGUAUGUAACUACUUCACUGCAUUAUUUACGCGUUAAAAAUUGCCAUAUUUUGGAUCAGAUUAAGAAUAGCAGUACUAUUUAUCACCGUCUUGUUUGUUUGUUUUUUGUCGUUUAUUUUUGUUUUUGAGGACUGUAAAGAUACCUUCACUAAAAGAUAAAUCGUUUGUUUGAAUAUUUCGAAUGUGGAAAUUCUAUUUCAUUUAUAAUUACUGAAGCUUCUACAAAAUUAAGUUUUAAAACUGUAAUUCGUGAUUCUUUCAAAGUGUUGUAUUUGUAUAUUAUAUAAAGGCUUAACACCUGAUCGAAUUGCUUGUAAAAUGUGGCUGAAAUAAGUUCGUUCUUAAAAUACGACGUAGAUGUUUUUACUAACACGCAUAAUUUGGACAACAAAUUUUAUGUUCUUGUUUAUUAAGUAUGUUGUUCUCACUUUUCUUGUGAGUUAUACUUCGGACAAAGAUCUCAUUGUUGAAAGGCAUAUCUUUCGUUUGUUCAAAUUCUAAUGCAUAGAAAUUAUGCUUAAAGUAAGAUGUGUCAUUUAUUAUUAUAAAAUAGUUUAGUCUCUAGUUUUUGUGUAUAACAUUUUUAAUUUCAAGUGCAUUUUAACGAAUUAGGGUAAAUGUUUUAGUUAUUAGUACAAAUAUACUUCUGAAGAAUUGUUCAUUAAUUCAAGGUUUUUGAGUUACGGUACUUGAACACCCUGGUAAUUUUUUGUAUUCAUACUUUAUAUGCAGUAGAUAAUAAUCUACAGAUCUAUUUAACUUUCUUGUUUUAUUUGUAAUACACCAUAACGACCCCCCAGUGACGCAACGCUAAGUCUGAUGACUUAUAACGCUAAAAACCAGGUUUCAGUACCCGUGGUUGGUACAGCACAGAUAGCCCAUUGUGUAGCUUUGUGCUUAACAACAAAAACACACAUACUGCAUCGUUUGUUUAAAGCUCACCAACUUUAGAAACGGAAAUAUAUAUAUAUGUAAUGUGCAAGUUUAAGCAGAUAGGGUUAUGCUUGUGGUUCUUUGAAUGUGACUGAUACAUCUUCACUGUAAAAACUACGUACGGAAACAAUUUCUUAGGGUCAAGAGGUGAUACAAACUACAAAAAAAUUCACUUUUCCAAUUCGGUCAUUAAACUAAUUCUCAAUACUAGACCUACUAAAAAUUCGAAAAGUUUCAACCAGUAAAGACCAUUCUAGGCAUUUCCUGUUCAAUUGUUUCUAUACAGCGCAAACAAAAGCAGUCGUGGUGGAGGAGACUUUUAGUAAACAAUGACAAUUUUAUCCCCAUGUAUAUAUUUAUAUAAAACAUCAUCAACAACUUGUGUAAUAUUGCAAACAAAUCUUCAAAUUAAGGCUGUAAAGUUUAAUGUAAAACCUGUUGUUUGUUUAUCAGAAUUCAUCUUUUUUAAAUAUUAUUUUAGUGCAAGUAUCUUGUUUGGAUUUUUUAAUGCUGUUUCUGAAUACUGUAGUCUUCCCGGUGAUUUUUUCCUAUUAACUUUAAAAUUGUGUUUCUACCAAAAGGUUAGUUAUAAAAAAUUAAUAAGGUACAUGUAAUCUUUGUCGUAACAUUUUUUUUUGUCUUCAAUUCCUGGUAUAUUUUCACUUUGAACAUGUGAGCAUCCAUCAGAAAUUAUAUCAGUUCAAGUUUGUUUUACGUUUUAUUCUGGUUGCUAUAGAGAAUAAUCUUUAGCUACUGAUGAAAAUUAUAGAUGCGUUCAAUUCGGAAUGAGUAACUAUAAAACUGUUUCUAAGGGGUUAACAUGGCAACAGUAUGUAAUUAGUCAAUCUGAGUUUGUUCUUUAACUGAAUUCAUCUGUCAUUGUGAAGUCGCCGUCUUCUCUGUGGUAGAAAUAAACUGUUGCUUUUCUUAAACGAAAAAUUCAGAAAUGAUUUGAGUGUGUGAGAAGUGACAUCAUAAUUUUCUUGUGUAAAUUGAGAAGAAUUGAGACAGUCAUGCAACUGUCAACUUUCAAAAAAUGUAAUUGGUGCUUCAGCUAUAAUCAAGAGAAUCGCUAUUUUUUUCAAACACUAGUAAAAAGUGACUGGAUUUUUCUAUUUCUGCUUGUAACUUGAAGAAUAAAAGGUGAUUGUCAGCAGUAAUAUGAAUAAAACUGCUUAUGUUUAUAUGUAAAAAAUAAUAUAAAAAAGAGAAUACUUACAGUGUAGAUGUGCAUGGAACCGUCCUCGAGUUUCAUUACACAGGAGAAGAAAGCUGGAUGUUUAUGGGUAUAUUUUAAAUAUGAUGUACUGUUAUGGCUCCUAGUUAAAGGAGAUCGUAAACUUAUGCUCCACUAUUUACGUUUAUGAUUAAAUUUUCGUGUUUUCGCUUCAAGAACGCAGAAGGGCUUGCAUCACCAAAAUCAUAGUUUAGCUUCAGUAUUAGUUUUAAUCAGAUAGCUUAUGACUCGAAUGAAUGUUAAGUUUAUAGUUCGUUAAGCUGUAAAAAAAUUAAAGCUAAAAUCUUUAGUAGAAAUAUUGUUUAUGAUCUCUUGUUAUAGUAGAAAGGUGUUGACUAUCUCAAACUUUUGGGAACUUUUAUAUAAAAACAGUGUUUAUAUUGCGCAUUAAAUGUUUUAUACUAUGAGAAAAAGUUUCCCAAGUUUUGUACUUUUACGAGUAGUGACAUAUAAGCAAAUGGAUUGGUAUGUUAAUUUUGCAUAAUCAUUUGAAGUAGUUAAUAACACUUCAGAAGAAACGAAGGAAUGCGAGAAUGUGUUGUGGUCUAAAACGUGUUGGAGGUAAGAGACGAUAUUUCUGAUAAAAAGGAUGUAAGUCAAUAUUAAGUAUCCUUGAAUAUACGGUUAUUCUAAAAUUUUAUUGGGAAUAAACGCUAAAUUAUUAUGUAACAAUGAAUUUUUUCUGUUUAUACAACGUAUCCAAAUCUAGUUUUGUAAUCAUGGCGUGGCUGCGAAAAGGUAGCUUUAGAUAUGAUGUGUGUGUGUGUGUGUGUAAAGGAUUUUUACAGUACGAAAGCCUUUUCAAAUUAAUAACUGACAUCAGCUAUAUAUGGUGAACUUAAUGUUUAAUUAUUCGUUAUUAAGAAUCAGCUGUUUUUUCAUAAAUAAUCAUGAUCUUCGGAUCAAUGUAUUGUUGGCAUAGACGUUCUUUGAGAUCUCAUGACAUUUUUCGCCGGUCAAGGUUUUCAACGCACAUGUAAUUUGCAAGUUUGACCAUCAGCUGUACAAAAUAAAUGUGUUGUCAGUGUAUA
Molecule: messenger RNA, 12206 nt
Organism: Limulus polyphemus (Atlantic horseshoe crab)
Lineage: Eukaryota; Metazoa; Arthropoda; Merostomata; Xiphosura; Limulidae
Exons: 8
Coding region: 173-5140 (1655 amino acids)
Biological process (GO): regulation of transcription by RNA polymerase II
Molecular function (GO): RNA polymerase II cis-regulatory region sequence-specific DNA binding; DNA-binding transcription factor activity, RNA polymerase II-specific
Source: RefSeq, a predicted model, not a curated record